Messenger RNA from Paramecium sonneborni, 450 nucleotides. The record is from the annotation of a GenBank genome assembly. NCBI's taxonomy places the organism in Eukaryota, Ciliophora, Oligohymenophorea, Peniculida, Parameciidae.
AUGAAUUUUGUCGAUUCACUAUGCAAAUAUUAACUCAAGUUAUUUUUAAUAGAAGUUGAUCUAAAAUUGUUUUUAGAAGGAUAAAUGGAUAAUUCUAUAACAUUCAAGCUAUAUUAGAAAAAUAAUUAAUUCUAAAUACAAAUAUCUACUUCACUAGAUUCUUAAAAAAUAGGAAUUCUUGUUUAAGUUCUUGAUAGUGGAGGAUCAAUAAAAUAAGUUUAUGAAAUAAUUACACCAAAACUUGCAUAAAUAGAUCGCGUUUAAAUUUAAUUUUAGAAUUUUAAUCUAUUAAAUAAAAUAGUAUUGCUAUUUGAAGCUAUGAAUCAAAAUGUAAUAAAUUACAUAAAAAAAUAUAUAAUCAUUUACUUAAUUAUAAAUUUUACAAAAGUAAAUGAAUAAUAUCUUAAAAUUUUAAGCAAUUAAAUUAUAUUAACAAUUUUAAAUAAUUGA